Coregonus sp. 'balchen' is the source of this 1612-nucleotide messenger RNA. The record is from the annotation of a GenBank genome assembly. NCBI's taxonomy places the organism in Eukaryota, Metazoa, Chordata, Actinopteri, Salmoniformes, Salmonidae.
AUGAAUCCUCAUUACAUCCUAGCAGCAGCCUGGAGGUCUGAUCUCUACCCCCUAGCAGCAGCCUGGAGGUCUGAUCUCUACCCCCUAGCAGCAGCCUGGAGGUCUGAUCUCUACCCCCUAGCAGCAGCCUGGAGGUCUGAUCUCUACCCCCUAGCAGCAGCCUGGAGGUCUGAUCUCUACCCCCUAGCAGCAGCCUGGAGGUCUGAUCUCUACCACCCUAGCAGCAGCCUGGAGGUCUGAUCUCUACCCCCUAGCAGCAGCCUGGAGGUCUGAUCUCUACCCCCUAGCAGCAGCCUGGAGGUCUGAUCUCUACCCCCUAGCAGCAGCCUGGAGGUCUGAUCUCUACCCCCUAGCAGCAGCCUGGAGGUCUGAUCUCUACCCCCCUAGCAGCAGCCUGGAGGUCUGAUCUCUACCCCCUAGCAGCAGCCUGGAGGUCUGAUCUCUACCCCCUAGCAGCAGCCUGGAGGUCUGAUCUCUACCCCCUAGCAGCAGUCUGGAGGUCUGAUCUCUAACCCCUAGCAGCAGCCUGGAGGUCUGAUCUCUAACCCCUAGCAGCAGCCUGGAGGUCUGAUCUCUACCCCCUAGCAGCAGCCUGGAGGUCUGAUCUCUACCCCCUAGCAGCAGCCUGGAGGUCUGAUCUCUACCCCCUAGCAGCAGCCUGGAGGUCUGAUCUCUACCCCCUAGCAGCAGCCUGGAGGUCUGAUCUCUACCCCCUAGUAGCAGCCUGGAGGUCUGAUCUCUACUGUCGCUCUGCUCACUGUACCCCUUGAAUAAUUAAAAGUAAUACUUUUUUGAAAGCUAUAUUGAACAGAAGAAAACAAAAAAGAGAUUGCACAAACCGUGACAAGGCAUAACAUAAGCAAAAGCCCUAAUGAGAAAGCAGAGUGAUUUAAAGGUGCAGUUUAAUUAUGGCACCAAGUGAUUUAUCAAUAUCUACAGUGACCCCUAAACACAGGAGGAAACAUCCACUAAUGGACAACAGGUCCCAUUUUGUCAAACGAGAGAGACAGGCAUACGGCUGGCACUUAAAGCAGCAUUUAUUCCAACAGGUCUAUUGCACCUUUAUAAAUGAGACCACUUUGUGCUGCAUGCUGAUAGAGAGGGUCAAGGUGAUGAUAAAUGUACCAUGGCAACUGUUCCAUUGGAAUGAAAUUAAGCGAUACGGAGCGCUUUGGUGAUUUAGACUUGGGAAGCUCAAACAGCACACGCUUUGGGCAAACAUUACAUCAACUGGCAAAUCAAGAGCCAAGGAUCAGGAGAAACCCCAUCUCAAAGACACCAGUCAGGACCAGGGGGAGCGUGUAGGAGCAUUAUGGGCUGUGGUUUCUGACCGUAGUCAUCGAUACACCUGUCCUAACUGGUCAACAGGAGGAUGGUGUAGCAGCUGGAUGGGCUGUGGUUUCUGGUUAGCAUCGCUGACACAGGGGCUAAAGAACGGCAGCACUCUGCCUCUGGGGCCGUUGCUAAAGGAGUACAGGAGACUCAUGUCAUCAGCGUUAUAGAAGGACACUCUCCUCUCAUCACAGUCCAGGAACACCCCUAUCCUCUGGGGAGACCACCCAACCUGCAGGACACAAGAUGGAGGGGAGAGAGAGACAACAAGAUGAUAUCA